Molecule: messenger RNA, 932 nt
Organism: Pelodiscus sinensis (Chinese soft-shelled turtle)
Lineage: Eukaryota; Metazoa; Chordata; Testudines; Trionychidae
Source: RefSeq, a predicted model, not a curated record
UUCUCAGUCAUGGUCUCCUGGCCUACAGAGGGCAGGGCAGCCAGUCAAUGGCAGGACAGAGGAGAUAGGAAGAUUUGAAAGAGGAGUACCUCGUGCGUACAGCAACCCGAGAAUGAGCGACACCAACACUCUCAACACCACAGAAACAGCAACUGGUCCCACCACACCACGCAAGGGACCUCCCAAGUUCAAGCAAAGGCAGACAAGACAGUUCAAAAGCAAGCCCCCAAAGAAAGGAGUAAAAGGGUUUGGAGAUGACAUUCCAGGAAUGGAAGGACUUGGAACAGAUAUCACAGUGAUCUGUCCAUGGGAGGCUUUCAGCCAUCUGGAACUGCAUGAGCUGGCACAGUUUGGCAUCAUCUAAGUCACCAGCCUCAGUCCUGGCAUCCCUGAUAUCGUCCAAGGUUCCAGAAUGGUCUUCUUCACCAUUGACACUUAUUUUUGGUCCUUCCAUCCAGCUGCUGACAUUCUGUUGACCAUGUACCAGGUGGCUUCAUGAGAUUCACCUAGUUCAAAGCAAUUCCUUCUCAGAUGAACUUGGCAAGAAGCUGUCAGGGACCCUGAAUAUUCACCUUGCCUCAUCUGAUGAAACUAAUAGAAAUGUUUAAACAUCUCUGUAAAAUGUCCCAUAUUCUCCCUGGAGUAUUCAUGUGUGUGAAAUCUCACCUAUAUCUUUUAAUGCCUGGGUGAUGUAUGUAUGAUUUUUCACCCUCUACCUCCCACUUCCAGUUACCUGAGACAUAGUCUGUAUGUGCCUAUUUGAAGUCUUAUCCUGUAUUUCUGCCCUCAACCCUAUGACAUUAACUCUGGAUUAAAUUCAUCCCCCACUCUCAGAACAUUUUCCUGCCUUGGCUUUCCAUCUAUAUAUGAAGUCCAACAGGUGUGGAUAAUAUUCCCAUGAUAUCUGAGCCAGUAGUCAAUUGCUCUGUGCA